Messenger RNA from Aspergillus thermomutatus, 573 nucleotides. RefSeq lists its product as uncharacterized. The record is from RefSeq and is a predicted model, not a curated record. The coding region runs from base 1 to 573 and encodes 190 amino acids. The transcript has 2 exons. Lineage: Eukaryota; Fungi; Ascomycota; Eurotiomycetes; Eurotiales; Aspergillaceae.
AUGAAGCUCACCACCCUCCUGUCCCUUGCCCCCCUUCUCGGCGCAGCAACAGCAACCGCCCAGACACAACAACACCCCUUCACCCUCAAUAUCCGCUGGUCCAACAGCCCCCUCAAGGGGCCCCUGAACGCCAACGGCGGCGCCUUCUGGACCGGCAAGCCGACAGCCGCGUACUGCCCGGACAGUGUCCCCAAGUGCCCCGCCGUGAAUGCCACGUCCUUCGUCGCGCAGGAGGGGAAGCUGUACUUGAAUACGGCUGUGCCGGGGGGUCAGCAGGUUUACAUCUCGCCGCAGGGUGAAUUGACCUACACGGUCCCGCACAGCGCGUAUAUCCCCGAGGGCUCGCUGACGGAUCUACCCGUCUUCCCGACGAGCUCGUUCCUCAACCCGUUUCUGACGCUUUGGUUGUGCGAUGUGGAUGAGAGCGCGGCGGAGUGGAGGGUUUGGGCUGAUUAUACGAAUGCGACUACGGGGUCGAUUACGAACAAUGGGCUGACGGGGGCAAAUGCUUGUACGCGGAUUGCGCUGGAGGCGAAGCCGUACGAUGGGUCUAAGGCUUGGUCGUUUGCGUGA